Messenger RNA from Apodemus sylvaticus (European woodmouse), 2597 nucleotides. It is a transcript of the gene Supt7l, whose product is annotated as SPT7 like, STAGA complex subunit gamma. The record is from RefSeq and is a predicted model, not a curated record. NCBI's taxonomy places the organism in Eukaryota, Metazoa, Chordata, Mammalia, Rodentia, Muridae. Gene Ontology annotation, cellular component: SAGA complex. The transcript is spliced from 5 exons. Gene Ontology annotation, molecular function: protein heterodimerization activity; transcription coactivator activity. Bases 418 to 1656 code for a protein of 412 amino acids.
CUGAGAUCAUUUCAUCCAGGAAGCUCCUCAUUUGCUUGCCAGGCACCGAAUCCACACCUUUAAAGUGGCAGUGCCUACAUGCUGCUAUACUGCUAUAUUUUGUUUCUGUUACUCUUCCCUCAGGACAAAAAUCUUACACCGUCACACAAUGUAUUUGUUUGAUAUUCAUUGGAGCCGGAGAGACAUAAAGGCAGUGAACCUGGAGAAGUGAAUUAAAGACAGGAAGAACAUCGUUCAUCCUGGAGUUUCCUAGCACCUUUUUCAAAGUGACCUUAACUUGCUUUUUGUGUCAGAGCUACCUGGACUCCCUAGUUUGCACUACAGAAGCUUAUGAUCUACAGUUGCCAGAGACGGAAACACAUACCUUUAGGGUAUCAUCCACAUUAAGCGCAACAGCUCUUUUCUGCUCGCUCUAAAAUGCUGAGGUACUGGGGAGAGAUACCAAUACCGUCAGGACAGACCAACAGAAGCUCCUUUGACCUGCUCCCACGGGAGUUCCGUCUGGUGGAAGUCCAUGACCCACCCCUGCACCAGCCCUCGGCCUCCAAGCCGAAGCCCCCCACCAUGCUGGACAUUCCCUCAGAGCCCUGCAGCCUCACCAUCCACACCAUUCAGUUGAUCCAGCACAACCGACGCCUGCGCAACCUGAUUGUCACAGCUCAGACCCAGAGUCAGCAACAGACAGAGGGUGUGAAGUCUGAAGAGAGUGAACCUCUUCCCUCCUGCCCUGGCUCACCUCCUCUCCCUGAUGACCUCCAGCCUUUGGAUUGUAAAAAUCCCAAUGCUCCAUUCCAGAUCCGGCACAGUGACCCAGAGAGUGACUUCUACCGUGGGAAAGGGGAAGCUGUGAUGGAGCUGAGCUGGCACUCCUGUCGGCAGCUCCUCUACCAAGCAGUCGCCACAAUCCUGGCUCACGCAGGCUUUGAGUGUGCCAAUGAAAGUGUCCUGGAGACCCUGACUGACGUAGCGCAUGAAUACUGCCUCAAGUUCACCAGGCUGUUGCGCUGUGCCGUCGAUCGGGAGGCCCUACUGGGACACACCCCUUUCCCCGAUGUCAUGGAGCAGGUGUUUCACGAGGUGGGCAUCGGCAGUGUGCUCUCCCUGCAGAAGUUCUGGCAGCACCGCAUCAAGGACUACCACACUUACAUGCUGCAGAUUAGUAAGCAGCUCUCUGAAGAAUAUGAAAGGAUUGUAAAUCCCGAGAAGGCCACAGAAGACACUAAACCUGUGAAGAUCAAGGAGGAGCCUGUGAGUGACAUCACAUUUCCUGUCAGCGAGGAGUUGGAAGCGGACCUUGCUUCUGGAGACCAAUCCUUACCCAUUGGGGUCCUCGGGGCUCAGAGUGAGCGCUUCCCAUCCAACCUGGAGGUAGAGGCUUCGCCGCAGGCUUCAAGUGCAGAGGUAAACGCUUCUCCUCUCUGGAACCUGGCUCAUGUGAAAAUGGAGCCUCAGGAAAGUGAGGAAGGCAAUGUGUCUGCGCAUGGGGUGUUGGGCAGUGAUGUCUUCGAGGAGCCAAUGUCAGGCAUGAGUGAAGCUGGAAUCCCUCAGAGCCCUGACGACUCAGACAGCAGCUAUGGUUCCCACUCCACUGACAGCCUCAUGGGCUCAUCCCCUGUUUUCAAUCAGCGCUGCAAGAAGAGGAUGAGGAAGAUUUAACUGCAGGGGGACGCUUUGCAGACCUGCAGCAGCCAGCAGAGAGCCCUGGUGGCUGGGCUCCUUCCAGGAGUAAUUAGAGUCUGUUCUUAAGUGUCAGCCUUUCCUAAUUUCAGAGACAGUUCUUAACCUAAACAGUUCACUUUGGCAUCGUUUUUGUACUUUUUCAGAACAGCUAAGCCACUGCUCACAGAUGGACUGUGAUACUGGCCUGGUAAUCAGACCAAAGUACUGUCCUCGGCUGGUUUUAGUGUGAGACAACUUACAUCUCAGCUCCUCCCAGCCACGUCUCUGGCACACUUGGGAGGAAUCAUGCCACUUUGAUGCUCCGUGCAGAGUGGGACACUGAGGUGCUUUGCUUAAACUUCAAAGCUUGCAUAUAUUCAAGAAAAUAUGCUGUUAUAGAAGUCAGGGAUUCAGUCAUUGAUUUUUGUGCCGUCGUUGGGGGUCCAGUAGUAAGAUAAGACAGUAGCUAAACCUAACCAAGCUCAUCAGUCAGAUUUCAAAACUAUUUUUGCUACUCAAGCCUCUUACAAAACGAGAGCCUGGUGACAGCCAUUAUCCUUAAGCAGCUGUCCCCUCAGCUCUUCCUUUUCUAGAUUAUUCCGCCUUGUUUUUCCUUUCAUAUGCUCUUAUGCUGACACAGACUUGUUAAGUAUUUUGCACCAUGCACAUUUCCCACUGUUCCUUUUCUCCUUGUGAAGGCGGCACAGGUCCCGCCACAGCUGCGGGUUGGGUGGGCAGUAUCCGGCUUUGCUUUCAGGUGUUUGUUUUUGUUUUGUUUAAAAGGACAUUUGAGGAGCCAGAGAGAUGGCUCAGUGGGUAAAACCACUUGCAAUUUAAGUUUGAUCCUGGGAACACACAUGGUGUAAGGAGUCAACUCCUCACAUGUCAUGCUACAUGCAUGGGCACACAGAAAAAUAAAUUAUUUUUGAAAAAAGUCA